Messenger RNA from Labrus bergylta (ballan wrasse), 2038 nucleotides. It is a transcript of the gene rnf181, whose product is annotated as ring finger protein 181. Gene Ontology annotation, biological process: protein ubiquitination. Gene Ontology annotation, molecular function: ubiquitin protein ligase activity. Lineage: Eukaryota; Metazoa; Chordata; Actinopteri; Labriformes; Labridae. Gene Ontology annotation, cellular component: cytoplasm. The record is from RefSeq and is a predicted model, not a curated record.
UUUAUUGUUGUCAUACCCGGAAGAAUGACUUGUUUGUUUUUGUUGCUAACGUUUCAGGUGACCCUCAGUUAUCCGUGUGCUGUUUUAAUGCAAAGAGGACUUGAACGUUUUCUGCACAACAAUGGCCUCCUACUUUGAUGAACACGACUGUGAGCCCACCAACCCUGAGGAGCAGUACCGUCAGAAUGCACUCCUCGAGCUGGCCAGGUCUUUAAUGCAGGGCUUGGACCUGAUUGACUCUGGAGCCUUUGACUUGUCUGACUGGGACCAGCGGCUUCCUCCUCCGGCUGCCAAAGCAGCUGUUCAGACCCUCACAUUGGUCGUCAUUUCUCCAGAGCAAGCAGACAAAGGUCUCAAGUGUCCCGUGUGUCUACUGGAGUUUGAGGAGCAAGAAACGGUUCGAGAAAUGCCCUGCAAACACCUUUUCCACUCAGGAUGUAUACUGCCCUGGUUGGGCAAGACCAACUCGUGUCCUCUCUGCCGACUUGAACUGCCGACUGACAAUCCAGAGUAUGAGGAGUUUAAAAAAGACAAGGAGAGAAGGAAGCAGGCAGAGCACCGACUAGAAGACCUUCAUGGAGCCAUGUAUACAUGACGGGACAGUUCUGUGCUAGAAGUUUGUAGUUAGGUACAAUUUUACAAAAUAAAAGAAAGCUUCAGGAUAUAUAUAAUGCUGCCAUUUUGCUAUUUUCUACACAAUGUCAUUUCAAGAAGGGGGGGGAAAAAACAUCCAAUAUCAGCUUCACAUUUGUAGUUUUGAUACUAGAAUUUAAACAAGUGACAUCUACAAAAUCUAUCAAUAUAUUUAUAAAAUCUAUCAAGAAAUUGGUGUACAUAAAACCCAGUAUUACACAUUCAUAAUGCAAUAUAUUUACGUAAUAUUUUGCAGCAGAUCUUUGUAUGAUAAGUAACCCUGUUGAACUUGUUUCCUCCUUUUUCCAUUCAUUGACACGGUGUGAACGCAGCAGAACGACUUGCUCAUUGUCACGUUUAAAUUGUUUUACGAUUGAGAAUGUUUUAGUUUUUUUCCAUUUGUAAGGUAACAUAAUGUGCUGAAACAUUUCAGUUCUGUGUAUUUCUCAGGAAAUGUUGAGUUGUUCUUGUCAUAAUAAUAUUUGUCCUCCAUUCCUGUAGUAUUACAAAUGUUCCCUUCAUAGAUUCUAGGUGCUUGUCAGAGAGUUGUUCAAAUCAGCAGACGAUGCGCUAUCCUUAUUUUUGUUCCAAAGCAUGGCUUUAACUCCAAACAUGCUGACUUGUACGCUUAUUAUCAUGCAGUUAUGUUUAGAUGUUAAUCUAGGCGUCCUAUAACUUUAAGGCCACAGCUUGAAGGAUUCUCUUGUAUAAAAAACAACUUCUCUAGAGGCCUUAGAAAACAUUUAACUCUUUCUCCUCAUGCUGAUUAAAUUGUGAAGUUGGAAUUUCCCCUCAACUCAUCCCGUGAUGUUUUGAUGUUUGAGGAAGACGUUUCUCUUCUCUGGCAGAAACGCAGGAACAGUUUGUGACUAAAUCAGUCUGCUCUGAAGUGGUUUGGAUUCUUGUAAAUGACAUUACAGCUCCUCAUGUUUGCUUCUGCUCCACGUUCUGUUCACACUCACAUUGGACCUGCAGCUGUGCUGACACGGCACAGACUGACCAGGAUUUUUAACCAGCCGUUUUCUUUGUAUUCAUGUUUACAGUGAGCCAUUAUUUGUCUUCUGAUCUGCUGAAAAUUGUUUCUAUAUCUGCUUGCUAAUAAAUAGAUCUUGUUUUUAUAUGAUCAACCACUCCUAGGCUGUUAGCCAAAGUUUCAGGCUGCUGGUGCUCAUAUUUCCUGACUCUGUAUACGAUGAUGUCAUUUGUUUUAUGCAGCAGCGGCCUGAUAAAUUUGUUUUACAAAUCAAAUGUAAUUUCUGGGCUUAAAUGACAAACCAUGCAAUACUUCUGCUAAUAAUUUAUCUUUUUUAUUUCAUAUUUGAAUAUAAAUCUCUGUCAAAUGAAAAUACCUAAAUGAUAGACAAAUCAUACAUAUUUACAGACUUUAUAAAAGGAAACAAAAUCA